AUGCCUGAGCUUCACCAAGGAUACGCGCAGUUUUACAAGUUCUUCUGGGGUAAACAUGAAAAACCAGACGGGGAGCUGUUUAGCGAGACACAACGGAAUAAAGUUGAUACUUCGAAGGACUUUUCCAAGGCAGAUUCCGGCCGUGGUUUUUGGGAAACUGUUAUCGUUGAAACUCUUCCCGAGAUAGUCGUGAACGAGAAGUACAACCGUGCCAACUUCUGGUGGCCACCCUACCAUCCCCGAAGUACACACAAGGAGAACUCGCUUCAUUUUGCCCGUAACUCUAAGUCGUACAUGGAUGUGCAAGGAUACGGCGUGAUCAACCGGUCUGAGAUACCUGACAAUACCAUGUCUGAUUUUCGGGGAGAAUGGGGCGAUGAUGAUCCAUACGAUCCAGGGUUCAAACUCCAUGCGCCCACGUACUAUUUGGCUCUUCCCAUCCGUAAAGGAGGAUUUCAACUCGGAGACCAUCUCUGGCUGGAUACCGUCAAACCUAUCCGUGCUGUCUACUUCCCAGUCUUCUUCGAGGAGUCAGAAACAUUAUGCCGAUAUGGGGUCUACGUGAAACUUGACCUGUUGCAUCUGGAAAAGAACCACAUUAUCGGGCCCGAUGUGUCCUGUCCGAAGGAUUGGCGGAAGCUCGGCCAAGCUAGUGCCUACGAGAUCGGGAAAGAGGGGGUUAACUCCUGGAAGCAUACGCUUGUUAUUGAUGUAAUCAAGUACAUUUCCCUGGCAACAGUGCCCUAUGGCCAACGCAAAGUCGAGCCAAUGACUGCAGUUAAAUAUACCGACCCAAAUGCCAUUCAGACCCGUGAGGUCGAUUGGCACUUUUCCUGGUACUAUGUAUCAGUAAGCUGGGAGACCGUGCACAGCUUCGAGACCGGGAAGAAGAUCAAGGAGGAACAUCCACCGCCGGAGAAUUACAUUGCCCGCGGCAUUAGCGUGUUUAGCUUGAUUGGCGGCUUUAUCCCAAUCAUCGGGCCAGUCUUGACCAAGGGGCUGGGUGUGGUUGAGAAGCAGCUGGAGACAGGUAAACGGCCAGACUAUUGGGAAUUAAUUGGGAUUCCAAGGAAAGCCUGGGACGGCAUAGAUGAUCGUCCCCAGAAAGACUUAGUCAAAAAAUUGGAAUUGUUUGUCGACUUUCUCCAUAAAGAGGUUAUAUCAAAGUGA
Penicillium taxi is the source of this 1170-nucleotide messenger RNA. RefSeq lists its product as uncharacterized. Lineage: Eukaryota; Fungi; Ascomycota; Eurotiomycetes; Eurotiales; Aspergillaceae. The transcript has a single exon. The record is from RefSeq and is a predicted model, not a curated record. The coding region runs from base 1 to 1170 and encodes 389 amino acids.